Messenger RNA from Podarcis muralis (Common wall lizard), 3350 nucleotides. It is a transcript of the gene TSG101, whose product is annotated as tumor susceptibility 101. The record is from RefSeq and is a predicted model, not a curated record. Gene Ontology annotation, molecular function: ubiquitin binding. Gene Ontology annotation, cellular component: ESCRT I complex. Gene Ontology annotation, biological process: protein modification process; protein transport; endosome to lysosome transport. Lineage: Eukaryota; Metazoa; Chordata; Lepidosauria; Squamata; Lacertidae.
CGGAAACGGGUGGAAAGGAAGCACCGGAAGGGAGGCCGGGGCAGGUUUCCUCGUUCGCGCGGGGAGUCGGAGGAGCGGCAGGAGGGGCGCGGAACGACGACCACCGGCGGCCGGCAGGGCCCGCUGCCCCCGCCGCCGCCGCCAUGGCCGUGUCGGAGAGCCAGCUGAAGAAGAUGCUUGGCAAGUACAAGUACAGAGACUUGACUGUUCAGGAAACUGUCAGUGUUAUUACCCAGUACAAAGACCUCAAGCCUGUAAUGGAUGGAUAUGUUUUUAAUGAUGGUUCAUCAAGAGAACUGAUGAGCCUCACAGGAACCAUUCCUGUAAAUUACAAAGGUAACACAUACAAUAUCCCAAUAUGUCUGUGGCUGUUGGAUACAUAUCCAUACAAUCCACCCAUCUGUUUUGUUAAGCCAACUAGUUCAAUGACAAUUAAAACUGGGAAGCACGUGGAUGCAAAUGGCAAGAUAUACCUUCCAUAUCUACAUGAAUGGAAACACCCACAAUCAGAUUUGAUUGGCUUGAUUCAAGUGAUGAUUGUGGUGUUUGGAGAAGAACCUCCAGUCUUCUCUCGGCCUACCAUUUCAGCAGCCUACCCACCUUACCAGGCAACAGGACCACCAAACUCUUCCUAUAUGCCAGGAAUGCCAAGUGGAAUGCCUCAUUUCCCUCCUGGACCACCACCUAACCCAAGUGGUUACCCAAGCUAUCCUUACCCUCCCCCUAGCGGAUCAUUUCCACCAACAACUAGCACACAACACUACCCUUCUCAGCCUCCUGUAACUACUGUGGCAGAUGGCAGAAGAAAGCAGAAACAGGUAUGGAUAUGUGGUCAUUCUUACGUUUUCUGGGCAGAAAAAAGAGCACUUGAAAGAAGCUUUGGCCCACAGUUGGGCAUUCGACUGGAGGAUGCCAAACUACAUUGGCUAGGAAAGAGUGGCAUGACGUGGGAUCAGUUGAUACCCAGCCUGUUGCGCACGCGGCGGCGUCUAACAGAUCCUGAUAUAUUGGUGGUCCAUCUAGGAGGAAAUGACCUUGGGACAUAUGCAGAUUAUGAUCUCAUAAGACAAAUGAAGAAAGAUAUAAUUCAUAUUAAGAUAACAUUCAAGAACAGCAUCCUUGUCUGGUCUAAUAUUGUACCCCGCAAAGCAUGGAACCAAGAUAUGUCCCAUGAAUUUAUGGAGAAAAGCAGGAAGAGAGUAAAUCGGGAAAUCAACAGUUUUAUGGAACGUAUUGGAGGGAUUAUAAUCAAACACGAUUCACUUGUCCCAGAGUCUCCAGGAUUGUUCCAUCUAAAUGGUGUUCUCUUGUCUGAAAGUGGCACAGAUGUCUUCAACCUGGAUUUAUUAAGUGUUUUGGAGACUUUGAUCUAACUUUUUCUUUGGAGAAGGAAUAAUAGAUUUCAGUUUAAGCAAGUAUGGAAGGUCUCUACAGACAGAGAUUAUUAGAAAGUUGUGAACGGUGGUAAUUUGAAUUUUCAGGCAGUGGAAUUGCACUGUUAAUAUGGUGGUGGGUAUUAAUUUAGUAAUGUAAUUGCUAGUGGCAUUGUUCUGCAACCACUGCAGUAAGACAUUUGCCGAUAUAUUUAACUUUUUUUAAAAUUCUGUUUACUUCCCCACCCCACUGAAUUCAGUUUGCUUCUACAGUGUCCUUAGAGACACUGCCAAGCAGUUUAGUUUCCCUGAUUGAUAUUCCCAUCCGAAAAAUGCUCAGUGAAUAGCACGAGGUGAUAGCUACCUAAAAUAUGGGAGCAGUAAUAGCUUACAAAGCUAUUUUAUGUGGGUAGAUCAGAAAAAACGUCAUAAAAAAAUAUGUAACUUUGGAAAAGGUGAGUCUGACUAGAGCAGGAAAACAAACUGAAGCAUUAGGGCUUCAUUAUACAUGGACUCACAUGUUACUCUAGUUAUAUGUUAAUCACUUAUGCUUCAUGAGUGUUUAUUAACAUAUGGCAGGCUCAGAGGUAAAAUUCUUAAUAAACCAUAGUUCAUUAAGCAAGAAUAAGCAUCAAGUUUAUUCCUGCCUCCCCAUGUGUGCCAGGUUCAGCCCAAGCUGCUUUUAAGUCACACUUUCCUCUGAAAUGGGGAAUUGAGGUUUAAUACAAGUUUGCUAAUCAGAUUUCAGAUGCUGGUUAGUAAAUCAACAUUAAACCAGUGCUCCCAAUUUCAGACAUAAUGGGAAACUGAGUUAAAGAGCCUGGGCUCAAAGUACUAAAACCAGCAUAAACACCAGAUGCUUGCACCAGAUGCUCCUUCAUGGCUUAUUCAACCAGGAAUGUCACAUCCAAAAUCCUAUAUAAGUUUUAGACGCUGAAAGUUUUAAAUGUUACUCUGCAAGACAUUCAUUGCAAAAGAUCAUGACUGCCCAGAGCUAUUAUGGCACUUGUUAAAACUGUGUGAAGUUUCAUAUUCUGGUUACCUUGAAGCUUGUUGAACUGUCUGACAGUGACUAUGACAGUUUUGCCAUGUUUUGCUUUGGCAUUACUGUGUCACCUUUCCAGGGAAAAAGGCAGAUAGCCUGCAUCGGAAUUUGCUUUUAAAAUAUAAUCUAAUAGAACGACCAUUUUUCACAAUCACUGUUAGUACUUACUAGGAAACAAAUUACAGGGAAGCGUAUGCUUUUUUUAUUUUAAAAGAACCCUGCCGUGAACUUGAUUAUUCUUAAGGAGACUUGGUUGUGAAUGAAGCCACAUGAGACAAUAUCCUUCAGUGUUUCGGUAGCACAUUUUAUGUAAAUUGCUUUUAUGCUGUAAUGUGCCUUUCACAAACAGAGAGAGCUUAACUUCAGUGGCUUACUUCACCUUCCCAGCUUCUCUGAAAUCAGGUCAAUAUCCAGACGAAUUCUGGAUUCCUUGGUAUUGUGGUUUUAAAUGGUCAGUACUUCCAAAUAUGAUAUCAAUCUUGGAGGUUGAUGUUGGAAGCUAAAAUUUAGCACAAAUGUGAUUCUGGAAUGCAAGGGCAACAGGAAUAGAAUGUAGCAGACUAGAAUUGAACUUUACUGCAGUUUAAGAUGAAUGCUUGGAUUACAUUUAUAUUUUUUACAUAACCUCUCUUUGCAUACCACUCUGGAAAUUUCCCACUAGAUUGGGGGAGAACUAUAUAGCCUUUGGGAGGGACAGGAGCAGAAUUCUACAUGUUUAUAGUGCAGUCCAGCUCAUUCCCUUAAGGACAUGGCAGGCGCUUACAACUGACUAUGGCCUUCAUUUUGAAUACUUGCUUGUAGUAGGGACGUUAAGUUCCAAUAUGGAUCUGGGCCUAUCUUUUCUACCUUUUUGAUGUUGGGCAAUGCUGUUUGAUCCAUCUAAUUUGUAUAACUUGGAGAUUUGUGUUCUAACAAUAAAAUACUAGUAUUUA